CAUUGGGCAAACCUGCACAGCCUAAUCAUACAUAAUCCAGCCUUUGCAAAGACUAAUGUUUAUUAAUUUUCCUUUUUUUGUUUUGUAGAACAGCAUGAUAUUAUCAAACUUGACAGGCUUCCAGAUGAGGCGUUAAUGUGAGCAUCAGCUGUCGAAGCAGGCCAUGCAAUUUGCCAACUUCAUUUCAUUGGGAAUACCUGCACAACCUAAUUAUACAUAAUCCUACUUUUGCAAGACAGUGUAUAAUUGGAAAAAAACAAUGGCAUUGCAGAACAGUGUUAUGUUAUAAUACUGUGCUCUUUCUAAUAAUUUAUUUAGCUACCAUAAAUAGUGUCAGUGCCACAAUUGCACGGCCUGUGUCAAAAAGCUAUCCUCUUAUAUGUUCCUCCUACAUUAUACUUGCGUGUAUUGUACCGUAACCACCAGCUGAGGUGCUUGUUAAUAUGUUAAAGUAUUGAUUGUAAGGAAUUCACUGGUACUCACACAAGACUAUUUCUUUUUAUAAGUGACCUCGUGUAGGAGGACGGGUGCAACUAGAAGAUGGAGCUUGUGGAUGUAAAAUAGUUGCCAGCCUGUCAAAACUGCGGCAGGAGAGAAUGAAGGAGAUCAACACGCGGAAUAAAGAGAGGGAGCGCAUGAGGGAGCGGGAGAAGGCAGCCCGGGAGAGGGAGUCCCGUUACAACAACGGUCACCUCUUCACCUCCCUCACAGUGUCGGGAACCACGCUAUGCUCUGCGUGCAACAAGAGCAUCACGGCCAAGGAGGCGCUCUGCUGUCCCACAUGCAAUGUGACUAUCCACAACCGCUGCAGGGACACGUUACCAAACUGUGCCAAAGUCAAACAGCGGCAGCAGAAGACAGCGCUCAUGCGGAACAACUCAUCCUUGCAAAAUGUCACACUGCGCACAAGAAAUCCAGUAAUGCGUGAGCGCCCGAGUUCUGCCAUCUACCCUUCCGAAAGCCUCCGACAUUCCCUUCUCGGAUCCCGCCGAGGACGCUCCAGCCUCAUGCUGUCCAAAAGUGUCUCCACCAACAACAUCGCAGGAAACCUGAAUGACGACUCGCCUCUGGGGCUACGUCGGAUCCUGUCCCAGUCCACAGACUCCCUCAACUUCAGGAACAGAGCCAUGUCGGUGGAGUCCCUCAAUGAUGACGGAGAUCUCUACUACACUUCCAUUCUGGAGGAGAUGGAGCUGGAGGGCGAGGACUUCAAGGCGGACUCGUGGAGCAUGGCCGUGGACACCGAUUACCUCCACGCACACUGCAAAAAUGUCAUCAAGAGGCAGGAUGUCAUUUAUGAGUUGAUCCAGACCGAGGUGCACCACAUGCGGACGCUACGCAUCAUGGAGCGCGUGUUCCGGCAGGGUCUGCUGGAGGAGCUGCAGCUGGACCCGAGCACCGUGCACGCCUUGUUCCCAUGCUUGGACCAGCUGAUCAGCAUACACUCGCACUUCCUGGUGCAACUUCUGCUGCGGCGGAACAGCAGCCUGCAACCCGAAUCACUCUGCAACUUCACCAUACAUCGCCUGGGGGACAUUCUGCUGGAACAGUUCUCAGGCCAGAGUGCGGACGACAUGCGGAAGACCUACGCCGAGUUCUGCAGUCGCCACUUGAAGGCGGUCAAGUUGUACAAGUCGCUGAUGGCCAGAGACAAGAGGUUCCAGUGCUUCAUCCGGCGUGUGAGUCGAGGACCGUGGCUGCGCUGCCAUGGUGUCCAAGAAUGCAUCUUGUUGGUGACUCAGCGCAUCUCCAAAUAUCCCGUCCUUAUUCAGCGUAUUUUGGACAACACCGUCGACGACGAGGAAGAAGCGUCGUCUAUUGCGCACGCUCUGUCCAUGGUCCGAGAUCUCCUCAAUUCAAUAGAUCAACAGAUGGAGGAAAUGGAGAAGUCGCAGCGGAUGCAGGAGAUCCACGCCAAGCUGGACCAGCGGGCCGAGGCCAGGGUGAGGGACGGCGGACUUUUCAGGCCCGCCGAGUUGCUUCGCCGUAGACUCGUCCAUGAAGGAAUGCUGUUUUGGAAAACACCAGGAUCCAGACUCAAAGACGUGCAGGUCCUCCUGAUGACAGACAUCCUGGUGUUUCUGCAGGAGAAAGACCAGAGGUACAUCUUUCCAUGCCUGGACAAGCCUCCCGUGCUUUCCCUGCAGAACCUCAUCGUGAGAGACAUAGCCAACCAAGAGCGAGGCAUGUUCCUCAUUAGCGAUUCGUCCCCUCCGGAGAUGUACGAGGUCCACGCUACCUCCAAAGACAACAAGAACCUGUGGAUACGGCAAAUCCAGCGCACUGUCAGCAAGUGGGGGAAUAGAGCACAACACAAGAUGUUUUUACCCUCACUUUGUUUAUUUAUACUUAUUUAUGUGAUGGCGGUGGUCAGGUGUCCAUCUCGGGAGGAGUUCCCGCUUAUAGAGACCGAGCACAAGGCCCAUCUGAGGAGACUGAAAGCUGACCUCCAUCAGAAGGACCGGGAGAUGUUGGAGCUCCUGCAGGAGAGGGUGACUCUCUUCUGUGAGCUGGCCCAGGUGACAAGCUACCAGGAGGACCUAGAGCCCCCCAUCACGCGGUACUUGUUCCGUGCAGACACACCGCAGGCCCCGCGGGCAGAGAAGUUUCUCCUGGAUGCCACGGCCGAAGUGGACCGACUAAGCGAGCUUCUACUGGGUUCCAGCGUGGACGUCCCUCUGCUGUGCCAUCACAACCACCAAGAACUGACGGAAAUCAGUGAGCAGGAUUUUGUUGUCAAUGGAGCGCAUGAGUUCCCUGCUGCAAGGGAGAUCUGUCAGAGGCUGAUGAAUCUCAGUGUUUAUCUCCAUGCACUCCAAGCGGCCGUCAUCAAACAAGACUCUAUCCUGGAGCUGCUGCUGCAACAAGAGGACGCGGCGUCGCCGGCCUCGGCGGGCUCGUGGCGCCAAAACCGCGAAGCCGGCACGGGGUCGACCAUCGGGGAGCUGGCCCUGUUGCAGAGACAGCACAGCCUGCUGCAGGAGGAGCUGCUGAGGCUGCGGGACACCGAGAGCCGCUUCAAGGACAGCGAGAGGGCCCGGGCCAAGCUGGAGAAGCAGGUUCGACACAUGAAAGUGUCUAGCGUGGCUUCCUCGCAGGAACAGGGGGACAUGGCCACGCAGCCCAGACCGGAAGAGUUGAGCGGUGCCAAUUGGGGCAACCAGGAAGCUCUCCACCAAUCAGAGGCUACUCAGGGAGGAAGCGAUGUGGAGGUGGACAUGACGUCGGAUGAUGAUGAUGAUGAGGAGCCCUCCGGAAGCUCCCGAGAUUUCCAAGACAUUCCAGAGGAGAACUGAUCUUCCGCACACACGCUUCCCAAACAGGUCUAACUCAAUAAUAGAAAGCCAUUAUUACGCCACAAUAUAUUUCUGUUCUCUCUUCCGAUUAUCCGUUUAUUUAUUAGUACUGUAGUGUUCCCGGGUAUGUUUGCUGCUUCUCGCUUUCAGGGUUUAAGGCUGAUUGUGAUGUGUCGUGUGCAUGAUUUAUUUCAACUGGACCAAAGGCUUAAAAGGGAACAUGUGAAUGAUAACACUUACUACGGCUGUACUUCUGAUCAAUAACAAUUUUUUAAUCAUGCAUAUUGUAAAGGAUUAAUUUCCAUAUAUUUACUAGUGCAUUUGAGCACCAAAAAGCAGGAAGCAAAAAAUUAAAAAUAACAUGAUGUAUUCUAAAAGCGACUAUAAGCGACGAUUAUUAGCUCAUUUUUAUGAAGCGGCAUUAUGAAGCGAACACCUACUAUAGUGUUGCACUUUCUCGCACAUAAACAAAAGGUCUGGCUAGUGCAUCAAUAACUCUCAAAUAGUCUAUCAGAAGUGUAUUUUUUGGUUGUUCUGCAUGUUUAUGAAAAUAUUUUACCUUCAUUUUAGUGCAAUAGACACCAUUUUUUUGAGCUUUGUUGUGUAUUUAUCUUGUUUCCAGACACUUGACAAUCUUAUCGAUCAAGGACUUUUCUGAUAUGAAUGUAUUUUCUGCUCUUGUUUUUCAAAAAGUUGCAAGGUAAAGUUUAUGGAUGCAAAUAAAUGGUGUAAGAAGACUGUAUUACAAUAUAUGGAAGGAGUAUGCUUACUUUUUGCCAUAUGGAUUGUAUACACAGAAAAUAAAAUGUCCUAUAAAAGCGUUCAUGUUGGUGUACAGUGGCUGUUUUAGCUUUAGGCCACGUGGCAAAUGCACGGGGAGGCAUUUUAAAGGAGCCU
Molecule: messenger RNA, 4193 nt
Organism: Nerophis lumbriciformis (worm pipefish)
Lineage: Eukaryota; Metazoa; Chordata; Actinopteri; Syngnathiformes; Syngnathidae
Gene: arhgef2a
Product: Rho guanine nucleotide exchange factor (GEF) 2a
Biological process (GO): actin filament organization; regulation of Rho protein signal transduction; positive regulation of neuron differentiation
Cellular component (GO): ruffle membrane; cytoskeleton
Molecular function (GO): guanyl-nucleotide exchange factor activity; microtubule binding
Source: RefSeq, a predicted model, not a curated record